This is a messenger RNA of Hibiscus syriacus, 603 nucleotides long. RefSeq names its product non-specific lipid transfer protein GPI-anchored 25. The record is from RefSeq and is a predicted model, not a curated record. The coding region runs from base 1 to 603 and encodes 200 amino acids. The transcript is spliced from 3 exons. NCBI's taxonomy places the organism in Eukaryota, Viridiplantae, Streptophyta, Magnoliopsida, Malvales, Malvaceae.
AUGGCCACGAAUAUCUUCAUAUUGCUCCUCCACUUGCUCCUCCUUGGUGCGACGGCGCAGUUACUGCCACCAGCACCUCAGCAAUCAGACUGCGUGGAGGAUCUGGUGGCGUUCUCCCCCUGCCUGCCCUUCGUGUCUGACCCGCCAAACAACGCUACUGACUCCGUUGCUCCACAGUGCUGCGACGUCUUCGCUUCUGCUUUCGAAUCCGGUGAGGGUUACUGUUUCUGUUACAUCCUCCGGCAGCCGUUGAUCUUUGGGUUCCCAUUGAACAAAGAAAGGGUCGCUUCACUGUCUUCCUCUUGCGUGGCCAAGAACGGCGUCACUUCUCUGGACUCACUCUGCUCUUCAGUUGUACCAUCGCUGCCGCCAUUGCCAAGCACCACAGAUUCAGAGAUUUCAAAACCAUCCAAUUCUCAUAAUAGCCAAUCGAAUUCGACAAACUCUCCACUGGAACCUGCAGUCAGGUCGCCUACACCGCCAAGUUCCCCGGUAGAACAAACGGUGUUUUCUUCUGCGACAAAUCAGAUUUACAAGCACAUCACUUGGUUCCUACUUGGAAUGAUUAGUUUUCUGCUUAAACCACAAUCACUCUUAGUGUGA